Lingula anatina is the source of this 3900-nucleotide messenger RNA. RefSeq lists its product as uncharacterized. Lineage: Eukaryota; Metazoa; Brachiopoda; Lingulata; Lingulida; Lingulidae. The record is from RefSeq and is a predicted model, not a curated record. Gene Ontology annotation, molecular function: protein binding.
AAAACUGCGAGGGGUCGGCCGGCCCUCUUGCUCCACGGGUUACACUGAACGAGACACAAACCCGCCAUUUGAGCAGAAAACGGAGAAGAGAGAAAGACACACACAUAACAAGAAAAGAGAAAUAGAUAGUCGGAGUGAAUGAGAGAGAGGGAGCGGAUGCUUUUCCGUCGGAUUCACGUCAAAUUUAGGCUGUAAGGAUGUGAAAAGGUUAACUUGGGGGGAAAUCUGCUUCGGAUUAGUUCACUCGUUACCGAGGUAUCCGUAACCAUUCGAACCAUCCUUCUGUUUGAGAUAUCAUUUUCUACGCAUUUAUAGAACCGAGCGGUCGAUUUUCUACAGUCUCUCGACAAUCUUCUUUGAUUUCUCAGUUCGCCAUCGUAAAACGUUUGCCUGAGGUGAAAACCAGCGAGUGAGAAAGAUAUGACGACAGAAACAGAUGUUCGGAGAUCCUAAUUAAGAUUGUUUCAGAAGCCAUCCCAGUUCAGAAAUGAUUCGGCGAAAAAUGACCGUGUCACAAAGCCUAUGGCCAUUUAUGUCCAGUUUGGCGUAUCUGUUGACCUACACGAUAGCCAGUGGUCAAGACUGCCUGGCACCUGCCCCCUGUGAGUGUCCUAUUAACAGGGAUACGAAGACAACGAUAUUUGACUGUGCAUCACAAGGGUUAACAAAAUUUCCAUUGUUUACGAACCAAUCCAAAUAUCUACCCGUGAGGGCUAUACUCCUAGGGGGGAACAAACUCAGAUUUCUGGACGAGGAGGAUUUUUACCCGUUCCGCAAAACUCCGCUGUUAGCUCUCAACUUUAGCAACAACCAGCUCUUUGAGACCAAUUUGGCUGGCUCGGUGUUUCGUUACGUCCGGGAGAACCUAACGUCAUUAGACCUGUCGAGGAACCGUUUCGACCUUGAGACCUUGCCUUGGCCAUUUCUCAGCAAACUCUCGAGUUUAAGGCAACUGAUACUGAAGGGGAAUUUCCAAACCAUAACUGGUUCUCCGCGUAUACAGGCCAAUGCCUUCCAAGGGCUCAAUUUUCUGGAAAAACUUGAUAUAUCAGGAUGCUCAAUUCAAUCACUUGACUCAAGAGCAUUUUCCGGGCUCGGGCAAUUAAAGCACUUAAACUUAGCGGCAAACACGUUCAGGUACGUGCCAGAAGAAGCAUUAGGAAUUUUAAACAACCUCAAAGCGCUGUCACUGGCGGACAACUUUCUGUUGGGAAUUUCCAGAGACGCGUUUCAGAACUUGGUCAGCCUCGAGGAGCUGGAUUUGAGCAAUAACUGGUUACAGCAUGUCAAUGCGUUUUCAGUCGGUUGCUUUGCAGGCGUGAAUCAGACUCUAAAGCGAUUUUUCGUCCGGCACUGUCACAUCUCGUAUUUACCGCCUAGUGUACUUUCGCCUCUCGGUGAAUUACAACUCCUUGAUUUAUCAGAAAACAACAUCGAGUGGUUAGAGCCCGGGUUGUUCAUGCCCCUUAAGAAUCUUCGCGAGUUGCGAUUAGGAGGAAAUCGAUUGGGAAUAACAACUGGGCAAUUCAUAGGGCUAGAGAGUUGUUUGAAAUAUUUGGAUAUUUCAAAAUUAGAACUUACAAAGAUGCCAAUGGAUUCUCUCAAGAACUUGACAAAACUUGAAAAGAUUGAUGCUUCCUUCAAUGCGUUCACGGAGAUUGACAACAUUACAUUACAGGGACUGGAUGUGAGAGAAGUCAGAUUAGCAGGAAUGCAGAUUGCAUCUGUUGCGCCGGACGCAUUCACAACCUUCACAACCCACCAAGGCAACGUGGUGUUGGAUCUAAACGGAAAUCUCAUAAAUGAAACAACUUGGGUGGAUCCAGUGAUUUUUGAAAGGGUUGACCUGAGAGAGAACCCUCUCCACUGUGACUGUAGUUUACACGCACAACUGUCAGAACUGUCGAAAAUAACAAAGAAGGCGCUCAUUCUUGGCCACUGCAAAUCGCCCUUGGAGUUCAAGGGUGUGGAGAUAAACGACAGGUUCAUGCAAAGAGCCGAAAAUUGCCGAAGCGAUACGAUCAGUUCGGCUUCUGUAAGAUUCUGUUCACAUAGCUGGUUGUUGCUGAAUAUUUUGCAAGGUUUUUUUUUUUUACUGUUUUACUUGGAAAAGUACAAGCAAUGUUUUGAAAGCCGUGAACUUUGGCGACCCUUCCUGCUAAGCACGCACAAAAGACAAUCGCAGGAUCUCCAGAGAAUGAGACAAAGUAUAUCGCCUAAUCACACAACCAGAAAAUACUUCAUCAGUCCUAUCAACCUGAAAACGAUGUUCUCCAAUAUGCUGACUUUGAGUGUGUCGGUGAUGGUGGCUGUAUGUAUUGGAUUAUCAUCAGCAGACGACAAUUGUCCCGCGUCGCUGCCAUGCACGUGCAAGGAUGACACCGACCUCGUGACCGGAAACCCAAUCUACGUCAUCGACUGUGACAAAAGAAAUCUCACGUCAGUUCCAGUUUUUACAAGAUACACAGGGAAAGCAAUCGACAAAAUAAUCCUUUCGAAUAACAGAAUUAAGAACAUUUCGGAAACUGCCUUCAGUGCAUUUGACGGCAAAGUAAAAGGGUUGGACUUUUCGUACAACAUACUAGAGCGUAUCCACGUUAACGCCUUUCGUCCAUUUCGCGAGUCUUUAAACUUUCUCGAUUUACAAGAUAACAGUUUCGACUUGUCUACGCUACCUUGGGAAUUUUUAACGGUAGUGCCUAAGGUGACAGAACUCGACAUACAGGGAAGUUACAAAUACGCCAAUAAGAUGCUCCCUGCCAACGCUUUUCUCAACUUGCCAAACUUGAAGAAGCUUAUUUUAAGUCGGUCUUAUCUGACAUCCGUGCACCCAGACGCCUUUAACGGCUCUACAAACCUCGAGAAAAUCAAUUUAUAUGGGAACAGUUUGACUGAUGUCCCUGUCGAGGCUUUACGUGGCCUAAAAAAGCUCAAAGAUUUCGAUAUUGAUGCCAACGAUAUCAAGUCUAUACCAGCAAGGGCAUUUGAAACACUGGAUAGUUUGGAGGAACUUACACUGAGCCGCUUGGAUCUUUAUGAACUAGACGCGAUACACCCAGAUGCUUUUAUUGGUAUUGGAGACAGCCUUAAGCGACUCUCGUUUUACAGUUCUUACCUCUCGGUUUUACCGCACCGGGCUUUCUCUCCUCUGAAAGCACUCACCGAACUUGAUAUCACAUUUAACGAUAUAACGGAGUUUCCACCAAACGCCUUUUCUGCAUUAGUUAACCUCAAGACUUUGGAAAUCAGCGGAAACCCUCUUAACUUCACUACUGACAUGUUUCUUGGACUCGAAGACAGAUUGGAGACAAUCAUAAUGCGAUCCCUUAUAGGCUACACCAACUCACUUCCGCUUGAGUCGCUUAAAACGCUGAAAAAAUUGAAAUGGAUUGACGCGUCCAAAAACGGGUGGACACACUUGACCAGGGAGACCAUUGCAGGGCUGGAUGUCGAGCGUCUGACCCUACUGUGGAUGGACAUCAACCACGUGGCCCCAGAUGCAUUCGAUGACAUGAAGACAUACCGGGGAUCGCUCUCGAUAGAACUUGACACGAACAACCUGAGCGACACAAGCUGGAUCGAUUCCGUGAUUUUUCAGCAGGUGGACUUGCGCGGGAAUCCCAUUCACUGCACGUGUCAUUUGUAUCGCGAGAUCUCGAGAGGACAUCCGAGAAUGUCAGUUGAUGGGGAAUGCGCUACCCCAGAAGCUUACCAAGGGCUGAUAUUGAAAAGUGGCUUUCUUAAGAAAGCGAGAGAGAACUGUGGUCCUAUGCCGGUAGAUAAUUGCCGCGGACCUUUCUAUACCGCUAGCGGUCGUCAGAACUCGUUAUGUUUUGGACCACUGACAGUAUUAGCUUUGUUUUUAGCCGCACUGAGUUUUAGUCUCAACCAGUGAUAGAU